ACUCUAAUACGAGACAUGCUUUCCUUGGAAUGGGACGAACAACAGUUCACAAAAUACACAAGAAUGUCCAAAGAUCAAUUCUCGUAUCUACAUAAGUUGGUAAAACCAUAUUUAAAAAGGGAUCCGAAAAAAAGACAUGUGUCCUCAGAACAACGCCUUAUAAUGACCUUACACUAUCUUUCUGAAGGAUGCUCUAUGCAAGAGAUUGCAUGGGGGUAUCGAGUUGGCCUAAGUACAGCCAGAAAUAUAAUCAUAGACACCUGCAAAGUUCUGUGGGACACCCUAAAUGAGUCCCAAUUACCCGUGCCAAACACAGAAGACUUCAUUCACAUUUCUGAAACUUUUCUUAAGAAAUGGAAUAUACCAAACUGCGUCGGUGCACUAGAUGGCAAACACGUAGAACUUAGGGCCCCAAAGAACUCCGGAAGUGAAUUUUUUAAUUACAAAAAAUCCUUCAGUGUUGUAUUAAUGGCAGUGUGCGAUGCGAAUAUGAGGUUCACAAUGAUUGAUGUUGGAGCAUCAGGUUCAAACCAUGAUUCCAUUGUUUUUAAAAAUAGUGGCAUGGGAAUGGCACUUUUUAAUGGGGAUUUAAAAAUUCCACCUCCAAAAUCUCUGCCGAAGACAAAUAUUGUCCUUCCCUAUUAUUUAAUAGCAGAUGCUGGCUUUCCUCUUCACACUAACAUUAUUAGACCAUACCCAGGAAGCCAUCUUGGCGAAAAGAAAAAUAUUUGCAACUAUCGCAUUAGUAGAGCCCGUAGAACCAUAGAAAGUGCAUUUGGGAUUCUGAGUCAGCGAUGGAGGAUAUUACGAAACAGAAUUAAUGCUUGCAUCGAAGUUUGUGAACAUAUUAUUCAUGCCACCAUCGUGUUACAUAAUUUUCUUCAACAAACAGAGGAAGAUAUCCCACCAGAAGAUAGGCAUUACUGUCCUACUGGGUUUUCAGACUGGAUUGAUUUGAAAGGUGAUUUGCAUGAUGGUACAUGGAGAGAAGAAGGGCAAGGUUUGAGAUCAGUUGGGAGAUUAGGUUCAAAUAAUGCCAGUAACUUGGCAAAAGAUCAGAGAGACCUGUUGGCAGAAUAUUUUGUUUCCAUCGAAGGUUGGGUCCCAUGGCAAGAAAAUUAUGUAAAUAGAGGUGGCUUGCCCACAGAUUAAUCCAUCCAUUUUCAUUCAACUAGUCAUUUUUUUUGCCUGGCGUCAAAAUUGGAAAUUAAAGGUGGGCAACGUCAUCAAAGUG
Sitophilus oryzae (rice weevil) is the source of this 1234-nucleotide messenger RNA. RefSeq names its product protein ALP1-like. The coding region runs from base 16 to 1152 and encodes 378 amino acids. The transcript has 3 exons. NCBI's taxonomy places the organism in Eukaryota, Metazoa, Arthropoda, Insecta, Coleoptera, Curculionidae. The record is from RefSeq and is a predicted model, not a curated record.